AAGAAACUUGGAAGCAUUUCGAAAUCAAAUCCUCAAAAGAAAAAUUGGAGUCCCAUGCGGCUCUUUCUACUCUCCCAGGUCGAGGAGGCAGCGCACAAGAAGCAUGGUGGUCCUGAAGGGCUCGAGGAACAGAGAAGGACUCAGUUGAGCGCGAAAGUUGAGAAGCGUGUCACAAAACGGAAGGAAGACUCGCGCAAGGAGGAGCAGGCCGCCGAGAGAGUAAAGCAGAUCAAAGACAGAAUAGAACAAGAGAGCAAGAAGGGAAAGCAUGUUGUGGAAGGUGAGGUGUACAAUGAUGAGACUGGCAUGCAUGAGAGAACAUUUACCGAUGGGCCUGCUGUGGAGGUUGAACUCAUCUGACAUUUUGAACCCCUUCAAUUGCGCUGAUGAUCAGACCAGUGGAUUCUAUACUGGGCGAUUGUUGCAACGGAUUUAACUUUGCUCGAUAUGGCACUUUCAUGUUGACAAAUGAAGUUGC
Messenger RNA from Coccomyxa subellipsoidea C-169, 478 nucleotides. RefSeq lists its product as hypothetical. The transcript is spliced from 5 exons. The record is from RefSeq and is a predicted model, not a curated record. NCBI's taxonomy places the organism in Eukaryota, Viridiplantae, Chlorophyta, Trebouxiophyceae, Coccomyxaceae. Bases 55 to 360 code for a protein of 101 amino acids.